UAAUGUUAGCUACCUUCAGAUGGGGGAAAAAUGACACGUCGCACUGUUUUGCUGGGCAUUGGUAGAUGCGUCGUAACAAACGCACAUGGAAAAGCUUUGAACCACGUAUGCUCAUUGCACAUCCUGACAAAAUAUGUUUUUGCAGUGUUGAAGAAAGAAUUAGCCUGCGCAGUUUAAAUGGAACGAAAAGACAUCCUGGACAGUCACGUUCGAGCCAGCUGUCAUGUGGCAUGAUGACAGUUGGAUUAAAGAUGGCGUGCUUUGACUGUUCGGCUAAGAAUCCUAGUUGGGCCAGUAUCACCUAUGGAGUGUUUCUCUGUAUAGACUGCUCAGGAACACACAGGUCAUUAGGAGUGCACCUGUCAUUCAUCAGGUCUACUGAGCUAGACUCUAACUGGUCCUGGUACCAGCUGCGAUGCAUGCAGGUGGGCGGCAAUGCCAGCGCGAAUGCCUUCUUUGCCCAGCAAGGCUGCACGUCCAAUGCUGCCAACACCAAGUACAACAGCCGAGCCGCUGUGCUCUACCGCGAGAAGAUCAAGACCUCGGCCACGCAGGCCACAAGGCGCUUCGGCACUGAGUUGUGGCUGGACAGCCAGGCCCCACUCUCUCCAACAUCUCCCGUCAAUAAGGAGGAGGAUUUCUUCAGUAUGCACGCGCAGGCAUCCCCUGAUGAUCGUAGCUCCGCCCAGCUUAAUAUAACAAGCUCCGCCCAGAUGAAUCUAAGCCCCACCCCAGUAGAGGAACACUCUACAAAAGAAACCGAGAGAGACAAAAACGGUAAUACAGAGGGUCCCAGUGUUGACGUGCUAAGUAUGUCUCCUAAAGAAGCCUUGGAGUCCUCUCUUCUCAAGAAGAAACCAGCUGGGGCCAAGAAAACAUUGGGCGCUAAGAAAGGUGGUCUUGGGGGUAAGAAGGUGAGCAAACAGAGUUUCUGUGACCUGGAGAAGAAAGCACAGGCGGUAGACAAACUCAAUGAGGGAGAUACAGCACCCACCACCAAGAACAGCCCCCAACCAGCAGAGGAAUCCAUUGGUGCCUCCAUGCGACUGGCCUAUAAGGAUCUGGAGGCGCAGCAGAGGAGUAAUACAGAGAAGAUGAAGGGGAUGGGGGAGAAGAAGAAGGAGCAGGCUGAGAGACUGGGCAUGGGCUUUGGCAGCAGAAGUGGAGUGUCUCACUCUGUGCUGUCAGACAUGCACACUAUCCAGCAGGAGAGCCCAGUGGGGUCCAAGCAGCCCACUAAGAGCCGGAGGUACACAGAGAAGGAGGAAGAGGAGACUGACGAAGGCUCCUUUACAUCCAGGAUGUCGAUGACAAAGUUUGAUGACCCGACAGAAUCCUCUGACAAGUUCUUCUCCAAUUGGAGCGAGACGGGGGAGUCUGGCUGGAGGAAAGAGAGCAGGAAGCCAGAGCCAGACUUCUACCUGAACACCAAGAGUUCCUCACAGGAUGACAGGACCGCAGCCCGGCGGAAAGCAGACCCAGUCCCUGUCUCAGACUCAGGCGACGCCCGCAAGAAGUUUGGGGACGUCAAGGCCAUCUCCUCUGACAUGUACUUUGGCAAGCAGGAUGACUCUGAGUAUGAGGCGAAGACUCGCCUGGAGAGGUUCUCUGGAAGCAACUCCAUCAGCUCAGCUGACCUGUUUGAUGACCCAAAGAAACAGGCAGCCAGCUCAUAUCGUCUGACCAACAUGCUGCCCAGUGCACCAGACAUGUCCCAGCUGAAGCUGGGGGUCCGCUCUGCGGCCGGGAGGCUGUCCGUCAUGGCCAGCGGAGUAGUCACGUCCCUUCAGGACCACUACAGUGCGUGAGUCCAGUGUGUGUACCUGUGUUAUGACACACACACACACACAACCUGUUGGGUCCCCUGAGUAUUGGAGUCGGUAAACAUCCUUACGCGCGAUGGACAAGUUCAGCCGUGCAGGAGAGGGAGAGAGAUGGGCGGAGAGACUGAAUUAGCGACAUUGUGUAGGCCAGAACAUAGGCUGUAGCUAUGUGUGUGUAUAUAGCAGCUAUUUGAAUAAAGGACGUAUUAUCUACAUUGGAGUUAUGUCGAAACAACAUCCUCUAUGAGGUAGAUGUAUGAAGAACACUUAUUUCCGCAGCUUAUUAUUUAAUCUGUCCAGGCCUUUGAUUUUGAUGUUUAUAGCAGUGGUAUUCAAAAUAGAUUUUUGUUGUCAUCCAUUAUGGUUCUAAUUGAGGGUGACUUAGGUUUUGGGUUCCUUUUCCCCUGUGCAAUUGUUAUUGAAUCAUGUCAUCUUGGACACCUUGGUUUUUAUGUAACUAUUUGCAAUGAAGACAUCAUCUGGUAGCGUGAUAACAUGUAUUUUUCUACAUGCAGUAUGUAAAUAAUUGAGUUAAUCUGAUGGCCAUUGUUUUAAUUACCUGCCAAAUGCAGGGAGAUGUUGCUAUGUAGGAUACAUGUCUUAAAUUUUAGGGUGCCUUCAAACCAAAAUGCCUGCGACACGUUGUGCGCGUGCCGGUUCACUGAAUGUGUGUUUGGAGGUAUGGAGAAGUGGAGAACAUUUGAUGUUUGGAGGUAUGGUGAAGUGGAGAACAUUUGAUGUUUGGAGGUAUGGUGAAGUGGAGAACAUUUGAUGUUUGGAGGUAUGGUGAAGUGGAGAACAUUUGAUGUUUGGAGGUAUGGUGAAGUGGAGAACAUUUGAUGUUUGGAGGUAUGGUGAACAUUUGAUGUUUGGAGGUAUGGUGAAGUGGAGAACAUUUGAUGUUUGGAGGUAUGGUGAAAUGGAGAACAUUUGAGGUGGGAGAAACAUUGUUUUACAUUGGUUGACAGACCUCAAGUCAGGAAUACGUGCUACAAAAUGUACCCAUCUGUGGGACAGUGUAAAUCUGCCAUUUCAUUCCCUUCUAUCCACCUGUACACUGCUCUCUGAAAAAAAGUGUCUGCUGUGCUUUUGAAGCAUUGUUUGCAUUGGUUUGAAAGUGCUCUUAGUCUUGGAAGUGUACUUAUGUCUGUCACUCACUUAUGUCACUUGACUGAAGAACCAAAUACUCAGUGAUUUCUUUGUGUAUAGAUACACCGGUAGGAUAUGGUCCUGUACAGUGUAGCGUGAUCUCCAUAUUACUAUUGGCUUUCAGUUCAGAUGAAUGGAGGGAGUAGUAUCUUAAUGUUCUGUCGCAGUACUCUCAAAGACUGCGUUUUAGACAGGCAGCACAAUUCAGAUCUUUUUUUCCUUCUCACUAAUAGGUCUUUUGAUCGAUCAUGUGAAAAGAUCUGUGUAAAAACAAAACAGAAUUGGGCUGCCUGUCUAAAUGCAGGCAAAUAACCUAUUCUAUUUUCUGUGAUCGCAUUACUCUGUGAGAGGAACACAGGACACCCAUCCAAUUAUUUUACCCUUCUGUGGCUAUGAAGGAAAAGAGACAAGGAAAGGAACUUGUGCAAAAGAAAUGGGACGUGGCCCUCUGAUCAAGGACCGAUUGGCUGCCCAUCCUACGGCCUGACUCAUUUCAACAACAGUUGUACUAUGUGUUUAGUGAAGGGUAACCUCUAACCCUUUGCUGAGCAGAUUCAUUGUAUAUUACCUCUGUGAACUGUGUACCUUGCAGAGAAUAUUUAGGGUUUUUAGAAUAUAUUUUCACACUGGGUAUAUGCGGGUUAUAUUUUGGGAGUUUAUGCAUAGUGUGGUUUUGUUAUUUUGAGGGGAUUGGCUAGAAGUCUUUAACUGGAUAUUGCUAGAGGUAUUUCUGGCUACCUAGUAUCACCUACCUAACUUCCUGACCAUCUUAUGCACCAUGUUUUGAUCCUUACUAAUUCAAACUCUUGAGUUGAGAUUUAACACUGAAGAGAAAUAUAUUUAAGAUGUAACGUUACCCAUUUGAAUCUGGAUUUUGUAUAGUGUGUAAUUCAGUGACCAACCAGGGCUUUUGUUCAAUCUCUUUCUACUGUAAUCCAAAGAAUUAGGAUACAUGACCUAAAAAUGUAAAUUAUGGGAAGAUCUAGUUACUUUUUGUGUAUUUUUAUUCGAACCUACAAGUACAAAAAAUGUGUUGCUUGAAUGUACAUCUAUAGAACAGCACCUGAAGCUUUGCAUCAGAUUCCGAAUGUCAUUGUUUACCAACAAAUACAUCUAUGGACAUGAGCUCUUUAGAGAUUCAUUAAAUUUGUGUAAUCAAGUGUGUAUCAUUGUUAGCUGCUGUGUAUAAGAAACUUUGCUUUAGAAUAAAAAAUAUACUGCA
Salmo salar (Atlantic salmon) is the source of this 4194-nucleotide messenger RNA. Its product is annotated as ADP-ribosylation factor GTPase-activating protein 3. The record is from RefSeq and is a predicted model, not a curated record. NCBI's taxonomy places the organism in Eukaryota, Metazoa, Chordata, Actinopteri, Salmoniformes, Salmonidae. Gene Ontology annotation, molecular function: GTPase activator activity. Gene Ontology annotation, biological process: COPI coating of Golgi vesicle.